UUCCGGAUGCAGUGGGGGCGCUACUGCUGUGCUGAUGAGCACUACAUCCAAACGCUGCUGCAUAUAAAGGACCGGCGAGGCAUAUCGCACUACCCCACCACCUUCACAGACUGGCGGCUGAACCAAUACCAUCCCAUCCUGUACCACCGCCAGAACACCACUGCUAAGAUGAUCAAAUACAUGAAGACAACUCAGCAAUACAUCCAGUUCCGGUCCUUCUGGCGGGAGUUCAAGAGUAACUACACUUAUAUAUUUAACACAUCAGAACCACAACCCCCAAAG
Closterium sp. Naga37s-1 is the source of this 282-nucleotide messenger RNA. The record is from the annotation of a GenBank genome assembly. Lineage: Eukaryota; Viridiplantae; Streptophyta; Zygnematophyceae; Desmidiales; Closteriaceae.